AUGAUAAAAAAUACCUUGUUGCUCAUCUCAGGCACUGCCUUCGCAUCUGCCGCCUAUUCAGGUCCUGGGAAUGCAUUUGGAAGCACCAACGAUACUGCCUUUGCAGAUGCCAACCAGAAUCCCAACAUCACGAAAUCGGUCCCAUUCCAAAUGGGUGACAGGAAUUUUACACUUCGUGUCAACGUUGCAGAGUUUACUCCAGACGUCAGCACAAGCGUACAAAAUCCACGGAUUGCGGCCUCUUUCUACGAUCUCGAAUGGUCAGGCGGAGCCGAUCUGAACGAUACUGUCGCCGCCGCGGAGUCUCUCAGUGGAGCGCAAAUGCCUCGUCUUUGUGCCUCGCUUCCUCUCGGCCUAUUAUCAGCAUCAGACAACAACGGUUACAACGAGAAAGACGACGGGGAUUGCACAGGAGCUCUUGGAAAAGAUUGUGUGAAUGAUCUUAUGCAAACGAGUUAUGAUAUCAACAGCCCAUGCAUGGGCAACUUGCCUCAAAGUUGUACUUCGAAACUUGACACUGGAGGUAUUGGCAGUGCUUCAUUACUCGGUUGGAGCUCAUCUCAGAACUCAUCCAUUUCUGCUAUGCAAAUGUCUCCAUUCGACUUCUUCCACUGGUCAUCUCCAGUGUAUUCUGCCGGGAAUGAUACUUAUUACCAGAGGGAAUCUGAGCGCCUCCAUGUCGUUGUUUUCGCUGGAAAGAAUACUUAUCCUGUUUGUGUUCGUGUCAAGACCGAUCACCUAAACAAGCAGAGUCCCGCAACCUCCGGAGCAGCAGGAAGCUUGACAGGAAGUCUGAUGCCCGCGAUGGUAAUGGCUUUGAGCGCUGCAAUUUGGUUGGGUUGA
Messenger RNA from Aureobasidium melanogenum CBS 110374, 843 nucleotides. RefSeq lists its product as uncharacterized. NCBI's taxonomy places the organism in Eukaryota, Fungi, Ascomycota, Dothideomycetes, Dothideales, Saccotheciaceae. The record is from RefSeq and is a predicted model, not a curated record. The coding region runs from base 1 to 843 and encodes 280 amino acids. The transcript is spliced from 2 exons.